Messenger RNA from Suillus paluster, 846 nucleotides. RefSeq lists its product as uncharacterized. The record is from RefSeq and is a predicted model, not a curated record. NCBI's taxonomy places the organism in Eukaryota, Fungi, Basidiomycota, Agaricomycetes, Boletales, Suillaceae. Bases 224 to 478 code for a protein of 84 amino acids. The transcript has 3 exons.
CUUCAACGAGCGAAGCUGGCGCAGGCUCAGCUCCGUGUUAUGCUUACGCCAUACCUAUUACAUUCCACCGUCGUUCCCAGCUCAGACACUUCAGGCGUAGAUGCACCGCAUUGGGCAUCCCUUAUGUUCAAGAAUUGUGCCACAAUGCACACUUCUGUGAUGAUAAACCAAAUACUCUUAAUGACGUCUUCGGAACACUUGUGACCCUGAAAUCACUCGAUUAAUGGACGAAUUGAGACAAGACAUCCAGAAGUUGAUGUCCUGGUUAGACCGGAGUAUAUGGAUCAAAUGCCGACCUGCCUGCGGUCGAGAGGAAAUGUGCUUCCUCCCUACUUGGCCCGUCAAUUCCCCCAAGCCGAAGGAUACACCUCCACUCGAAGGUGUCGCCCAUGCACUUUUCUUCCUUGCGACGCCGGCGGAGUAUUGGAGGAAGCCUCAAUCAAAGUGCAUUAGCCGCCUCCAGCCGUACGGAUUUUGAUCAUGUUCUUGAAGUGGUGAGUCAUCUGGAUGCACGCUUUCUAAUAGCCCUGGGCUUGAUGUGCUUCACGACGUGUAUCUCUGCUGGAAUUUCCAGACUGAGACUGGUAUAUGUAAUGAUAUAACACCUAAUGAGGAUAUACAAUACAGCUGUACCGUGAGGAAUAAAUUGUAAGUGAAGCAUGCCUGCACCGCAGGUUUCUUGAUACGACGACCCGCCGAUAAUGGCGGAGCAAAGAAAACAGCAGACUCGAUGCACGGUGAAAACAUCACUCAAGAGGAUUUGGUGACCUGGAUCAACGUCGGGAUGCACCACCUCCCUGCAUCAGAGGAUGUUCCGAAUACCAGGACUAAUACAGCCGCUUCAAG